AUGGGCGGCCGGUUGAGUUUCCUGCGGCGAAAGCGCGCGAAACAGGCGGCGACGGUGCCGGAUGCGGUGCCGACCGUCGUGGAAGCGCCGCCGCCGCCGCCCCCCGAAGUAUUUGAUAGCACGACGUUCUGGGAAGCGUUGAAGGGCAUCCUACGCUUCCGUCUACCACAAGGGUCGGACUUGGUGCCGAUAGACAAGUCGACACUUCAUAUCCACGACGCAACCAAGUUAAGUGACGACGAACUCGACGACGUGAAAGAAGUGAGCAAAGCUCUGGGAGAUCGAUUGACAACGAAGAAGGAGGAUGCGGCGAUGGAGCUCUUCACUUAUGCGCUGUCCCUUCUCGCCAUAGGCAACACCGUAGCGGCAUGCGACGAGUUCGUCAAUGUUAUCGCAACGGACCCAUCUUUUGGACGAGCCUACACGAAUUUAGCGCAUACGUUGCUCUUGGACACGCAGGACGACCCCGCAACGCUGGAGCGCGUCGUGGGGUACUUGGAGAGCGCUUUAAAGUAUGAUGACAUGGAGAUACGCGAAAACACGAUCCUGCUGGCAGAAGUGCAAUCGCUGCUAGGCAACCACGCCGCUGCGUUGGACGUGUACGGUCGCUUGGUGCGUCCUCCAUCACUUGCUCGCCCGCUCUAUGUUGUUGCUUCUUGAUGGUGCUACAAUGAUGCAGACGGACGUGGAGAAAGAGUGGGAAAAUGUGUUUCAUAUGGCAAGGUGCGAGUGGGCUCUGGGGCGAUUCGAUAAGAGCAUUGCGUUGCUGGACACGUUGCAGUUAGAUGCCAACGACGCCAUGGAUCCUUCCAUGUCCAACAAGCGCCUCGUCCUUGCCGACGCGGAGGCGCUGUUCAUGCGACCUCAUGGCGGCGCCGACGUUGCCGCCAGUUGACAUCGUCCAGAUUUUUUUGUUUCCCCCGUAUUUUAAUAAACAGAGCACAACAAAUUUAAAUCCCUAGCAAA
Messenger RNA from Aphanomyces astaci, 966 nucleotides. RefSeq lists its product as hypothetical. The record is from RefSeq and is a predicted model, not a curated record. The transcript has 3 exons. Gene Ontology annotation, molecular function: protein binding. NCBI's taxonomy places the organism in Eukaryota, Oomycota, Saprolegniomycetes, Saprolegniales, Verrucalvaceae. The coding region runs from base 1 to 660 and encodes 219 amino acids.